AUGAGCGCUUUGGACAUCCCCGGCACAGAUUCGGAGAAAGAACCUUUCCUGCCUGGCAUUCCUCUACGGGAACGGAAAGCUACCUGGAAAGCGUCGCGCUGCGCGUGGAUCUUGCUCCUAGGCCUCAACGCCUUUUAUCUCGCUUCCCGCGUAUGGCCCUCCAACACAAGCCGAUGUAGUCCCACCACCCGCAUCUGCUGGGCCCCUUGCGGUCCUAACAUUGACUGCAGCCAGCUCAUCGUCCCUCUAGACUAUACAAACCUCUCCUCUCCGUCUAUCUCCCUCUCCCUAGCCCGCUACCGAGCUACGGCCCCCUCCCUGGGCUCGCUCAUCAUCGAGCCUGGCGGACCGGGCGGAUCGGGGACGCAAAUGGUCUGGAACUCCGGGGCGAAGAUCUCGAGAGUCGUAGAGGGACGGUAUGACAUAAUCGGGUUCGACCCGCGAGGGAUCAACAACAGCGAGCCAAAAAUCGAGUGCUGGGCGACAGAAGAAGAACGCGCGGUGUUCCACAGGGCCAUCUUAAAGUUGCCUAGUGAUGCGAAGAGCAGCCUUGCGGAAGUGGACGCGUGGUACGAGGUGUGGGCUAAAGGGUGUAGUGAGAGGUCGGGAGAGGCGAUCAAGCAUGUCUCAACUGCGUUUGUCGCGAGGGAUGUUGACCAGCUGAGGGAGGCGCUGGGGCAGGAGAAGCUCAUGUACUGGGAUGCGUGCGAGUACCCGGUCGACGGUCGCUCUGCUAUCAUGUGGGGCAAGACCUCUCUGGACGACACUGUGCACGCUUUCGAAGCGUUCCUCGACACCUGUGCUUCAGUUGGGCCAUCUCGUUGCCCGCUUGUCAAAGUCGAAGGAACGACGGCUGUGGACCUGCGCCUGGAGGUUGAAGGGCUGCUUAUGGACCUCUCGCACCGCCCUCUUCCUGUUACGCAAGGCGAGCACAGAGGAAUCGUCACCAGGUUCGGCGCGUUGUCCUACCUAUAUUCUUCCCUCUACAGGCCGAACGCCGAGUGGCCCCGCCUUGCGGAGGUUCUUGAUGCGCUCAUCACCCAGCGGAACGGGAGCCUGCUGUUGCAAGAGCUUGCGUGGGAGAACGGGCUUCCGCCUCAUGACGAAGAGGGAACAGCGGUACUAUGUAGCGACGCCGUCCCCGCUAAUAUGAUCAGUCUGGAGGAGUGGGCGUCCCAAACGCGGGAAAUGGUAGAGAAGAGCUUUAUUUCUGGCGAAUUUCGGAGUUUGUACACGCUGCCGUGCAGGACUUGGCUCGGUCGGCCGAAGGAGAGGUAUGUGGGGAACUUCAGCCAGAAACUCGCCCACCCCAUACUGUUGAUCGGGGGGACGCAUGAUCCUGCAACCCCAUUGAGGAACGCGAGAAGGCUGGCGCACGAUAUGGGAGACAGUGCCAGGUUGAUCGUGCACCAUGGCUUCGGUCAUACGUCAACCCGACACGUCUCGAACUGCACGACGCAAGCCGUCCGCGACCUGUUGCUCAAAGGAAUCCUCCCCGAAGCGGCGGAAACGCAUUGUUUCCCCUCGAAAGAACUCUUCCCCGUUGGGAAUGAGUUCGAUGUGGCGGAUGUGGAAGAGAGGGAGAUAUUGCGUGCUAUGAGGGAUAUUGGGAUGAGCGUGGCUGCGCGUUGGUAGUGCGCAGCGAGUGUUGUUAUAGAAGACCAAGGUUAGAACGCUGCCAAAUGACAAUGCUCGAGGGUGAAAGAAGAUGCUGUCUUAUCAGUCGAGGACAGCAGAUGAAGUGCUCACCCGAGUAGCUUGAGUUCCAAGACGGUGUC
Messenger RNA from Dacryopinax primogenitus, 1778 nucleotides. RefSeq lists its product as uncharacterized. The record is from RefSeq and is a predicted model, not a curated record. The transcript has 8 exons. NCBI's taxonomy places the organism in Eukaryota, Fungi, Basidiomycota, Dacrymycetes, Dacrymycetales, Dacrymycetaceae. Bases 1 to 1635 code for a protein of 544 amino acids.